AUGAACGAGGGUCGGUGGCCAAUGUUGGGAAAAAGAUUUACGGCUAUCCAUCAAUUAGUAAAGAACCAACAAAGGAUCCUCUCUCUUUUAGCAGCUUCCCUCGGAUUCGGAAACCCGCUCCUGAGAGACUGCAUGCUUGAAAUCUGUACUCAACUAACCUCUCGAAUAAUUGCCGUAGAUAAUUUAUAUUAUACUUCCAGAAGUCGAACUCCGGGAGUCAAUGGUAAAAUACUAGAAGCUUCUUCUCGAAUCGGUCUAGUUCGUCGUAUCUCCUGGAUCAAUCUAAAAAACUACAAGAGCUCACCCGUUCGCCAUGUUUUCAUUUUUGAACCACAAAAUGGUGAAAGGCUGCUGAGAAUACCCACAAUAUUUGACAGGACCGUCCAGCACUUGUUCAAACUAGCUAUUGAACCUGUAACGGAACCCUUUGCUGACAAAUAUAGCUUUGGAUCUCGAAGGGGAAAAUGUGCACACAUGGCGGUAGGUGAAAUUGCUUACAUACUAGACACGAGAAGGCAGAGGGUAGGCAAGGUUAGCAACAAUAAAAUGGAACAAAAUAGUAAAAAUUUUGUUUCCAAAUGGGUGAUUGAUGCUAAUAUAAAAGGCUUUUUCGGCCGAAUAUUUCACCGAUGGAUCUUAGAAAAUUUUCCCAUGCCUAGUAGUACAGAAAUUGUACUCGAGGAAUGGCUUAAGAGUCCAAUUGAAUAUCCAGGGGAACUUGAAGUCUCGUUCCGCGGUGUCAUAAGUCCUUUAAUCGCGAACUUUGCCCUGGAUGGCUUAGAAAAUAGAAUAACUAGCGGACACCGGACCACUAUGACUGACCCUAAAAGGACAGAAUGGACGCAAAAGAAAGGCCAUAGGUAUCUCUUUAACCAGACCCGAAAAACAGAAUCAGUCCGCCUUAUCAGGUAUGCUGAUGACUUUGUCAUUAUUACUAAUGAUGAGACAUUAGUGGAACGACUUUUUGAAAAAGCAAAAAGUUUCCUGGCGGAACGUGGCCUCCAAUUGUCGUCAGAAAAAACCCGCAUCUUCCCGUGGAAGAUCGGAGAGAGACUUAAUUUUAUCGGCUUCAUAUUCCACAAUAUCGAUAGGGCCCGCUCUCAUAGCCAAGUCACUUCCCUAUGGAAGGUACAAAAAAACUUCACUCGUGGGGGCCUCUACGUGUAUCCCAAUCCUGAUAGGAUAAUGUCGCUGAAAUGGAAAAUAAAAAAUGUCUUUUCUGAAAAUAUAGGUCUCUCUCCUUACCAGAUGAUCAAAUUGGUAAACCCAAUUCUUCAUGGUUGGGGCAACUACUUUGGAAUUGGCAACUUUCUUCGUACCUUCAGUCUGCUGGAUCACUGGAUCUGGCAUAGAAGCUGGCGAUAUUUACAUCGUAAAUUCUCUAAAACUCCUCGACCCAGACUGGUUUCCCGAUUCUAUCAGGGGGUGCCCUCUCCCCGUGGCAGACUCUGGGACUUCCAUGCUACUUGGACCAAACCCAGUGUAGAUGCCAAACGCCAUUGUGCUGACGUGGUAUGGAUAACACUCCUUGCGUCUAUGGUAAAAGAAGUUCCUGCUCAUAUGUUCCGAGGAUCUCGUGAUCUAGGUAAUCCUUUUGUAGAUCCAACCCCCUUUGAUGAAUGGAAUCUUCGAAUUCAAAGCUAUCGGGAAAUUCUUGUGGACGGAAAAGGUAACGAAUUUAGCAGGCUAUUCAUCCGCCAGAAGGGUAUAUGUCCCGUAUGCAAUCAAGGCUUAGGUUAUUUAACUAGCUCUAAUUUAGAGAUUCACAACCUGCGGCCUUUUUAUAAGAACCCGGAAGUGCCCGGUAAUGAUAAUUUGUUGCACAAAUCCCUUGUGCACUCUUGGUGUCUUGUUACAGAACAUGCUUGA
Molecule: messenger RNA, 1869 nt
Organism: Physcomitrium patens
Lineage: Eukaryota; Viridiplantae; Streptophyta; Bryopsida; Funariales; Funariaceae
Source: the annotation of a RefSeq genome assembly